Phaedon cochleariae (mustard beetle) is the source of this 3591-nucleotide messenger RNA. NCBI's taxonomy places the organism in Eukaryota, Metazoa, Arthropoda, Insecta, Coleoptera, Chrysomelidae. The record is from the annotation of a GenBank genome assembly.
UUCGAUCAUGGCGUCUCCUUUUGGUCCAAAACAAAAUUUGAUGCAAGUCAUUAAGUACACUGGAUCUGAGACUGAAUUUUGCACGAAUGUAAAAGGACAGACGGUCAUUGUGAAUUGCAAGGAAGGAGUCCAUAAUCAUGGGAGUUCUAAAGUGAAAUUGAUGGACAGAAUUGAUUACAAUUGGGAAUUUCACUAUUACCAUGGUCACCUAGUUGCUGCUCAUAUAUCUGGCAAAGUAAUUGCUUAUGGAAUGAAAGGGAAAGAUGGUGGAAUGGUCAGAGUAACUAAUCAAGAGACUAAUCAUAGAACUCUUAUAAAAAACCUCAAGGAAGAAAUUAAAGAUGUGUCUUUUGCCUUUUCUAGAGAGGAAAUCAUUUUAGGUUGUGUUGACAGUGAAGGAAAUAUUCUGAUUUAUCAGAUUGAUGAUUCUCCUCAAUCAAUAUCAUAUACAUUGUUGUUACAUGUUUAUCACCAUGAGAACCGAAGACCAAAUCCUAAUUAUAGACUGAUUUGGUGUCCUUAUUUACCAAGUUUUGAUGAUGAUGGAGAUUCCACAGAUGAUCCUGAAAAAAUGUUUGUUGUUCUGAAUGGCAAUAAAGCUGAAGUCUACAAUGUUGCCAUGCUGAAAGAUAAGUAUGACCAAAAAACACCUAUUGAUCCUGAUGAAACUUGUGAAGGUUACAUUGAGAUAAAUUAUACAUCUGAGGUUGUGGAUGCAUCUUUUUCAUCAGAUGGCACUGCUGUAGCUAUUGCAUCCAGUGAUGGCUAUGUUAAGUUUUUCCAGUUGUACAUGUUCGAUGAAGAGAAGCAGAAAUGUCUUCAUGAAUGGAGACCUCAUGACAAUGCACCACUUUCGUGUAUAAUUUUCAUCGAUAAUGUUCUAGAGUAUAGUUCUGAAUGCUGGAAAUUCACAAUUACCGGAGCAAACAACAACUCCGAAAUCAAAUUAUGGUCGUGCGAAAGUUGGACAUGCCUUCAAACCAUACAUUUCAAACCAAACCCUUCCAGCCUCAUCUCUGGAGUUUACCUCAAUGUGGCCAUAGAUUACACUGGCCAAUACUUGGUGAUUUCCAACGUCAAUGAUAGAGUUAUUUAUGUCCUCCAGUUGAAUAGGAACGAUAAAGAACAAAUUGUGCACGUCACAACACUUGCACAGUUCUUGUUACCUGCCCCAUUUCUCAGUUUCCAUAUCCUUGAAGCAGGUAGGCGUACGAUACCGUUUUCUUACAACAAUAGCAAUGAGGAUUUGUAUGAUGAUCGAGAGGACUAUGAUGAAGAAACCGAAAAAACAGUAACAUGUUUGAAGAUGUUAGUAAUACAGCCGAAAAAGUUCCAGGAGUGUAACAUAAUUUUCCAACCAGAAAAUAUGAUGUACGACACUUUGAACUUGGCUAAAGAAGUGGAGAAGUCUGAAGAAAAAGAGAAGGUUCCCAAGCUAGAUGAUUUACAAGAAUCAGUAACUCAACUGAUACAAAGCAACUCGAAUAAUAUGACAUUGAUGACACCAGAUGAUUUUACAUCUCCUGGACACAGGUCCAGGCCUAACAGUGUAAGGAAUGAUGUGAACACAUCUCUCGAAAAAACUUCCAAUGAUAUUAAUGAACCUGUAGUUGAGAACUUGAUCGAUUUCCAGAGACCGCAAAAGGACAACUUUGCUAGCGGUGGAUCAAGUCCAAGCAGAGAAGUGCAAGAAAUACUGUCUUUAAAUAAUUCAACUUAUAGCACUCAAAACUUCUUUGAUGAUUUAUCUAAACUUCAGGAUGAACAGGAAGAACCUCAGAAAGAAUAUGCCAACCAGAAUGACGGUUUAACCUACCAAGAGAAUGGAAGUUCCGAAAUCGUUUGGCCUUCUAUUCCUGUUGUUAAGGAGGAUGAUAUCAUCAAAGACGGAAAUUUAAGGAAAGAAUUGAGAUUGAGUUCAAGGGAAGAACAGUCCCAAAUACAAACUCUUACCUACAGAAUCUCUAGUUUAGAAAAUACGGUGAAGACACAAAAUACUCAUUUACAAAAAUUACAUCAAGACAUGAUGCGCAAAGAAGAGUUUAUCAAUGAAAUUGACUGUGCCAUGUCGGAGCAACAUCUGCGGAUUGCGAAGAUGUUGGAAAGUCUAAUCACUUUACAGAAAACUAAGGAUCAGGAGUUGAAAGAACAGAUUGUAACGGCAGUUACUCAGUCCCUUGUGAAAUCGUUGAGUGACAAAAUGCAGCAAAUUGUGUCACAGGAGAUGAAACAUAUAUUACCUUCAAUACACAAAAUGAUUGAAUCAUACAGGACCCAAGUUGAUGCACAGUUCACACAGAAAUUGGCUAAUACGGACAUGAUGCUUAAGGAAAAUGUUUCCAAAGCUUUCAAUAGUAAGGCUUUGGCAGAUACUCUGAGUAAUUCUGUGGUCAAUAUCGUAGCCCCAAGUCUAGAAAAAUGUUAUCGUGAUAUCAUAUCUUCCUCCUUGAUACCGUCUUGGGAGAGAGUUUGUGGACAGAUGUUUCAGCAAAUCAAUGAAACUUUCACCAGAGGUACCAAAGAAUAUACAGCUUCUGUAGAGAAUUACAUGGAUAGGCAGAGAAGGGUUCAAGAAAAAGGGAAAGAUCUCAUUGUUCAGAUGCAAACCGUUUCCGAGAAUAUGAAAACGAAUGCAGAUAAAUUGACGAACAACUUGACAUCUGAAAUAACCAAACAGUUCAGCGUCGUGUUCAAGAGUAUGCAAGAAAAGUUAAUUCUGAAUAUAAAUGACGUAGUGACCGAUCAAGUGAAGCAGGGCUUCAAAAAUCACGCUACAGUUAUAGAAGAUAGUGUUAUGAAUGCAGUGCGUUCUAGGGCUGUGACGCCAUCUCCUCAUUUGGACACGCAUGUGGUAUCCCUAGGUCAAAUCCAACAGUGUUUAUCAAAAGGUGAUUUUGAUGAAGCAUUCCAAUUGGCGCUCAGUGCAGAAAAUCUGAGUUACGUUAUAUAUGUGUGUGAACGGGUAGACGUUCAAACACUAUUUGGAGAGGAGUGUGUACUUCAGCAAAGCUGCCUUUUGGCUUUAAUACAACAGCUCAGUAUGGAUCUCAAUAAAAAUACUGAGUUAAAACUAAGCUUUAUUCGUGCUGCAUUUCUGGCACUAGCUCCCAACUGUGUAACAUCGAAACAUUUCAUUCCGAAAGUGUUGAAGGAGUUGCUGAAACAACUGAACAAUUUCAUUCUAUCAAAUCCACCUCUAACCCAAUCAAAGGAGGCGAAACUCCUCAAAAUGGCUGUGGAGAGUAUGUUGGUGAAGUGAGAUGAUUAUUGAUUCCUAUAGUAAUAAGUUCAGGGUGAUCGUUAAAUUAUAUAUUGGCAACACAGCUUUGGCCCAUCUUCGUAAAAAUCAUGAGAAUUUCCAAUUAUGAAUUUGCCUUGAGGAUUGAGUCUGUCUUAUAGAUCUCUUAUAAAUCAAUAUCAACAAUGAUCACCAAUCAUAGAAUAUGUUGUUUUAUUUUUAUAUUUGUUUUGUUUUUGUGUAAUAUGACUCAUUUUAAUUUUAUAUUCUGAUAUUUGUUAUCUUAAGAUUCGACUAAGACUGCUAGGUCAUUACUGUUUUAAUAAUGAGAGAAGUUUCAAAAUAAAACUUGU